GCAAACCAGCCCAUUCCCAGAGACCUAUUGUGCUCUGGUUUUGCUGUCAGAGGAACAAGAUUAGAAGAGAGAACAAUGCCUCUACCUUGGGCUCUGCUUCUUCUCUUCCUGCCAGGCUGUGUUCUGGCAAGAAACUUCACGGAGGUGAAGGGCAUCGUGGGAGAACCCUUGAGCGUGCAGUGCCCGUAUAAGGAGGAAUACAAGAUGUAUGGGAAAUACUGGUGCAGAGGAAACUUUUGGGUAAGUUGUUCCAUCAUCAUUAAGACCGAAAGCAAAGAGGGAGAAGUGAAGAGUGGCCGAGUGGCCAUCAGCGACAGUCACCGGAACCUCACAUUCACAGUGACCAUGGAGAACCUGACCGCAGAUGAUGCUGGUUCUUACGCCUGUGGGAUCAACAAAGGCUUAAUCAUAUCGUGGUUUAGAGUGUCUAUCUCCCAAGUAAAUCUGAGUCUCUGCCCUCAACUCUCUCCCAUGAUGCUGCUGCCCAGCACAGAAGCGGCCGUGAAAAGAAGCAAACCAACAACAUCAACUGCUGAAAUAACAAACGCUACACAAGACUUAUUGGACAUGAGUUUGCCUAAAGACAAAGACUCUCCUAGGAGGUUGUCUCUCAGCAGCAGCUUCAUAGCCCUGAUCUUCCUCACCAGCUUGAAGCUGCCUAUAUUCCUGAGCUUGGUCUUGGCGGCCAUCUGGAUGAAGAGAUUGCAGAGGAGGCAGAAGGCAUGGCAUCUGAGCUGCUUAUGCUUUUCAUCCCGAUGUCCAUCGACAGAGCCUGAGGGUCUGGAGGCUCGAUGAGCAGAGCCUGCAUUGUCUGAUAUCUUCCAAGAUGCUUUCAAGGAGGUGAGGGGAGGGCCUGGGUCGGAUCACCCAACCGGGCAUCUCUCCAGCCAUUCUCCACAGGACAGCCAUGGGAAGCGGCUUGCAGCAGGGACAGCUGGUCACCCGGGAUUAACCUCUGCCUGGGCCCAGGAACAGGUCAACUCUGUUUUUUGGAAGGCAAGAGUGACGCCACUCGCUAAAAUACGCAACGGAUGAUAGAGACAGAAUAAACACUGACACCAAGUGGC
Ornithorhynchus anatinus (platypus) is the source of this 1067-nucleotide messenger RNA. Its product is annotated as protein CD300H-like. The transcript has 5 exons. Lineage: Eukaryota; Metazoa; Chordata; Mammalia; Monotremata; Ornithorhynchidae. Gene Ontology annotation, cellular component: plasma membrane. The record is from RefSeq and is a predicted model, not a curated record. Bases 76 to 795 code for a protein of 239 amino acids. Gene Ontology annotation, molecular function: transmembrane signaling receptor activity.